Molecule: messenger RNA, 2846 nt
Organism: Xenia sp. Carnegie-2017
Lineage: Eukaryota; Metazoa; Cnidaria; Anthozoa; Malacalcyonacea; Xeniidae
Product: filamin-B-like
Exons: 10
Coding region: 212-2614 (800 amino acids)
Biological process (GO): actin cytoskeleton organization
Molecular function (GO): actin filament binding
Source: RefSeq, a predicted model, not a curated record
UUCACACGACAAACGCACAGACAAUAUAAGUCAAGACUGACCACACCUGUUCCGUUGUUCAGAAACAAAGUCUUGAUAUAGGGCUCCAUUUCAAAUACAAGCACAAUUACUCAAAUACUCAGUACAAAGUUAAACGGCUAUUGAAAUUGCGCAGAUAUUCGACCUUUUCCUGCGACUUUGAGAGGCAUAAUUUGGUGGAACGUCUUUGAGGAUGUCGCGCUAUCACGUUGGUGGAAGAUAUAACCAGAGCCAAGCUUCUAAGGUCACAUUUAAUCCAUUGACUGUCAGUUUAGAAUUGUUGGGAGUCAAUCUCCCACGGGAGUUUGAAGAUCUAACAGGAAGGCUACAGCGACCAGGUGAUGAACGUCCGAGAGAUAGUCUGAAUUUAAAACUUUCACACGAUAAUAAAGUGUCAGUGACGUUUGUCCCACAAGUUGCUGGUAAUCAUAUGGUGUAUAUUUACAAGAAUGCACAAGGAGUCACUGGGAGUCCUUUCACCGUUCGGGUAGAAGAACCCUUACCACUGGAUCCUUCCAAAGUGAAAGUAUUUGGCGAUGGCCACAAACGUGGGACCUCGGGACAAUUAAGCAAGUUUGUUGUUGAUGCUCGCGAUGCAGGAAAUGGCAGUAUUGGUUUCUCUAUAAAAGGUCCCAGUAAGCCUGAACUAAACAGCUUCACUAAAGACGAUGGCACGUGCGAGGUCAAUUUUCUCCCCAAAUCUUCUGGAACGUACACAAUACACGUCAAAUACGCAGAGAUGGACAUCCCGGGUAGUCCGUUUACUUGCGCAGUCGCAGAAGUUGAAGGACAAAUGUCUGAUAAGGGAGACGAGAGCCUGGUUACGACAGUCGCAAGUAACCCGUUUACACUGGCGUUAGAAUUGCCUGCGCUUAAUCUCCCAUCCGAUUUUAUAUAUCUUACAGGAAAACUACAGCGACCAGGUGAGGUGCGUCCAAAAGACAGUCUGAAGUUGAAACUUUCUCCAGAUAAUACAGUUUCUUUGACAUUUGUCCCACUAGUCGCUGGGGACCAUUUGGCAUAUAUUUACAAGAACGGGCUGGAGAUAUCUGGGAGUCCUUUUACCAUUCGUGCAGAAAAACCCCCGUCACCGGACCCUAGAAAGGUGAAAGUAAUUGGCGAUGGCCACAAACGUGGGCAUGCGGGACAAUUGAGUAAGUUUACUGUUGAUGCCAGCGAUGCGGGAAACGGUGUUCUUGGAUUCUCCAUUAAUGGUCCUAGCAAAGCGGAAUUAAACAGUUUAUCAAAUGAGGAUGGAACGUGCGAUGUUAGUUUUGUACCCGAAACUCCAGGAAUUUACACCAUACAAAUCAUAUUUGCGGAUCAGCACAUCCCUGGUAGUCCCUUUGAUUGCGCAGUCGCAGAAGUUGUCAGUUCUGUGCCGGAUAAGGGAGAGGAGACCCCACCCAUUAAAAGUAACCCACUGACUUGUGCGUUAGAAUUGGUGGGAGUCUAUCUUCCUUGGGACUUUAAGUAUCUUACAGGAAAACUCCAGCGUCCUGGUGAUGAUAGUCCAAAGGAUAGUCUAGAGUUGCAAAUUUCACCCGAUAAUGUAGUCUCAGUGACGUUUGUCCCACUAGUCGCUGGAGAUCAUUUGGCACAUAUUUACAAGAACGGAGAGGUGGUGGCUGGGAGUCCUUUCACCGUUCGUGCUGAAGGGCCAAUACCACCGGACCCUCGGAAGGUGAAAAUAUCUGGCGACGGAUACAAACGCGGGACUGCUGGUCAAAUGAGCAAAUUUACUGUUGAUAUUCGCGAUGCCGGAAAUAGUGAUCUUGGAUUCUCUAUAAAGGGUCCUAGCAAGACUCAAUUGAGCUGUUUAUCAAAAGAGGACGGCACGUGCGAGGUGAAUUUUGUUCCCAAACUUCCCGGAAUGUAUACGAUACACAUCAAAUUUGCGGAUCAUCAUAUCCCUGGCAGUCCCUUCACUUGCACAAUCGUAGGUGAUGGCUCUACGCUGGUUAAAGAGGACGACGGUCCAAAUACUGCACCCACAUGCAAGCCGUUUACUCUCGUGUUACAAAUGUCGGGAAUUAGCCUUCCGUCCGAUUUUGGACUUCUAACAGGAAAACUGCAGCGGCCAGGUGAUGAUCGUCCAAAGGAUAGUCUAAAGUUGCAACUUUCCGCAGAUAAUACAGUGUCUUUGACGUUUGUCCCACUAGUCGCUGGGGAUCAUUUUGCGUAUAUUUACAAGAACGGAAAAGAAGUCUCUGGAAGUCCUUUCCCGGUUCUUGCUGAAGAACCCAUCCCACCGGACUCUACAAAAGUGAAAGUAAUUGGCGACGGCUAUAAACACGGGACUGCAGGACAAAUGAGCAAAUUUACGGUUGAUGCCCGGGAUGCGGGAGAGGGCGGUCUUGGAUUCUUUAUGGAAGGUCCAAGUAAGGCUCAAUUAAACUGCAUGUCAAAAGAGGAUGGCACGUGCGAAGUGAAUUUUGUACCCAAAAAUCCCGGAGUAUACAAGAUACACAUCAAAUUUGCUGAUCAACAUAUCCCUGGUAGUCCUUUCGCUUGCUCAGUGAGAGAUGUCGACGGUACUAUGCCGAAUAUGGGAGACAUAAGCCCAUCAUUAUUAGCAAUGCUUGAAUUUCCUUAAAUAUAAUCAACUAUAUUAACUAUCAUCAUUUUUAACGGACUUGUUAACAAUAUAUUUAAUUUAUAACAAGUACGCUUAACUAGUUGCAUUCCUCAUUUUAAGAAUAGGUUUUUACCUGGAAAAGUUAUUGAGAAUACUUUGUAGAAUUAGAUUGGGCAAUUAAUGAUGUUAAUAGUCAUUGAUGAAAUGCUUUAUGUAGUAUUAUAAAAAACAGAUUUUAUAUCAAUCGAAA